This is a messenger RNA of Vollenhovia emeryi, 4651 nucleotides long. RefSeq names its product neurogenic protein mastermind-like. NCBI's taxonomy places the organism in Eukaryota, Metazoa, Arthropoda, Insecta, Hymenoptera, Formicidae. The coding region runs from base 14 to 1321 and encodes 435 amino acids. The transcript is spliced from 5 exons. The record is from RefSeq and is a predicted model, not a curated record.
GGCGGGCCAGCACAUGCAGCUCUCGGGCGACCUAAAGCCGGUCGUGUCCGUCGCGGCGCAGCAGGGCAUGUACUUCAAUCAGCAGCAGUCGCAGAACCAGGCCGGGCCGCCGGCCAAUCAGGCCGACACCUACUGCUCGGUCUCGCAGUCCCAGACCAUCAAUUUCACCCAGCAGAGUUUGAGGCAGCGGCAGACCGGCGGAGUGCCGCAGCCGGGCGCCGCCGGCCCGGGGGCGCGGGGCCAUCCGCAGCAGGUGCCGCCGGGCCAGGUCGACCAGCAUCAGCACGCGAAGCUCCUCCAGCAGCAGCAGCAACUGAUGCGCGCGCAACAGGUGAUGCAGCAGCAACAGCACAUGGCGGGCGGAAUGGGAGGCGUAAGGCCGCCACCACCCGAAUACAAGACCGCAGCCCAGGCGCAGAUGAUGCACGCCAGUAUCGGUAUGGGUCAGCAAGCGAGGUUCCCCAAUGCCGGGACCAUGCGCAGAGGGUCCAUGCAACAACCUAUGCCGCCGUCGGGUCCAAUGAUGAGGCCGCAAAUGACGCAGCAGCAGCAGUUACACGCGGCCGGCGGUAACGUGUACAUGGGCGGCGCCGGGAUGGCCGCCAUCAGCGGUAUGCAUCAGAUGCAUCGGCUAAACUACCCGAGGACCAACAAUCAACGGCCGCCCAAUGUCAGCGUCGGCCCUCCGGACGGCCUUGGGAACAGCAUCGCGGGUCGCGGCGUCCAGCAGGAGUGGCGGCACGUUUUGAUGCAGCAGCAGCAGCAGGGCUUUCAGGCGCAAAUGCGCUCGCAAUUCAACCAGCAGAGUCACCAAGGUGCUUUCGGCAUGGGCGGCGCGGGCGGCGCGAUGCAAAUGACCGCGGCGCAGAUGCAACAUCAACAGCUAAUCCGCUCGCAGAACGGCGGUAUAGCCGGCUCGGGGAUGGCCAACAGCACGCAGAUGCAGCAGCUGUUGACGCAGCAGCACCAACAACAAACGCUUGCCAUGCAGCAGCAGAACAACAAUCAGAUGUCGUUGCAGAUGCAAAUGUCGCAGACAACGUCCGUCAACUCGGUUAACGUCCCCGGGACCGGUUCUCCCCUGCAUCCGCAUCAGCAGUACGGCGCGGGUAGCCCGGGAGUGCGCACUCUACCGCCACCUCAGCAGCAGCAUCCCCAGCCGCCACCGCCGACCGCCACCGCGGACCCGUCCGUGACGGCGCCCGACUUCACCCUCGAAUUCCUGGAGAACCUACCCACGGGAGACACGUCGAACUUCAGCGCCCAGGAGCUGCUCAACUCCCUCGACUCUACGGCCGGUUUUAAUCUCGAUAUCCUGUAAUGGGACCACGCCUGCCGCGUGGUCGGUUCAGAUGUCGGUGUCCGACGGCAUGCCGGUUUUACUGCGACGGCGGGCGAGUGAGAGACCCCCGACCGUCCCCCUAAAGUAUACACCUGGCGCGACGGUACCGACGAAUUUCACUUCGUCCGUCCGCGUAUCGACCUGCCUCCCGUCGUCGCUUCUCCUCGUUGUAUCAAACGAAUCGACUUCUCCGCCGGUACUCUCUCGCAAGGAAGCCGUCGACCCGCGAAUGUCCCUUUUCGACAUUCGAGUCUUCAGUGUUUGCGACUGGAGGAAGGCGUUGUCGGUUAAACGAGACGUUUGAUUCAAUCGAGUCUCGCGCGAGUUCUAAGAGGGAACGAUGAUAAAACUGCUGAUACUAGAGAAAUUUGAACCGACUCUUUUGAACUUGACGCUGAGGGAACGGGCGCAGGUUGAGCGACAUGCAGGUACUUUGUUAUAUUUGAGGACUGACAAUUGUGAGUGACAGUUACCCACCGGUGCGACAACGUCCCACAGCCGGUCGUAGUGCAUUCUCGGCCGCCGCUCACUGCGGCCGCCGACUAUUCUUCUAGGCAAUCACAUUUUAGUAAAAUUUAAUUUUGUAAUAAUAACCGCCCGAAGGGGGCGAGGGGGGAGAGUUUAGCCUGUGGAGACGUGGUAGCGUGGGAUAUCAAGAGGCACGUGGAAGUCGUUCUAUCUCUCGUUUUCUCGUCGGGCGACGAUACCGCGGCCUCGGGGAAGGGCGCGUAACGCCACAUCGAGAACGAUCGGAUACAUUUUCGAGUGCCCGCGUCGACGACUUCGGCAAAACUGCGAUGACUUCGACGGGCAUUCCGCGAGACGAUUAUCCGCUCUCUUGAUUUUUCACGUCGAAAUCCGCGCGAGUAGAUAGAGAUAUUGAUAUUGAUACGAGGGCCGCGAUCAUAGUAGAGUUUACCUCGACUGAACCUAUUCGGCCGCGAAAACUGGUUACCUUGCGCCGGCCCGCCGUUGCAGAGCGUCCAAGAUUCCCCGGACGGGCGGGCACGGCCGGGCGUUAAUACUUUAUAAGGAUAAUAAUGUAACAAUGUAACGAUUAUAUUAUAUUAUUACAUCACAAUAACGUAAUCAUAUGUCGUUAUAUUAUUACAUUAUUGUGGAAAUGAUAAUGUAGUAACGUAACGAUUAGAAGGUAGCGUAUUUAAUUGUGCCGUUAACGGCGCGUUUACAAUUAACAGCAAGUCAAUUAUCGAACAUUCAAUUUUAUGAGUUUGCGACGCGCGAGAUCGCGCGCGCGCCGAUCUGAUUGGACGUGUAUCGGAGAUUCUUACGACGAGAAGGAUGAGAAAAAGAAGAAACUUCCUCCUAAACUGCAUUGUUAGCGCUAAUACGAGAUAAAGGGAUUCUUCAUUGUACAUAGAUAUUAAAAGCUAGAAGGAAUUCGAGACGUUAAGAUCGCACACGGACACGCAAACACGUACACGCAUACACACACACAUAGACCCAGAGUUUAGCCGAUUAUCUAAGAAUAAGGAACCUAAAAUAUAUAGACAAAUAUUAUAAUGAUGAAUAGUGAUUAACGACGACGGUAAUGUGCGAGGGUACGCGAGGAAAUUAUGCGCGGCUGAGAGAGGGAGCGUGUGAUAAGAGACUUGACAAAAUGUAUCAGCGACAGAGCACAUUUGUUCACCGGUAUAUAUAUUUAUUAAGUUUCAAUACCGAAUGUGCUGUGUCGCGCCAUGUCGAAGCUGCACACAAAUUAAUCACGGUGAGGUGUAGAUUCCAUUUCCGAUCCGGCGAGAACUAUCCGUAUUUUCUAAAAGGGGCAAAUCGUCUCCCCCGGAAAUUCGCUUCGCGCGGAGUGUAUCGUCGAAAUGUUCAGCAUUCUUUUCCCCCCCUUUUUUGGGUUUUAUUUCGUCGAAUUAAAUCGUACGAUGACGCUCGUACGCUUUAUUAUCCGGAUCUUUAAGAAGUCACGAGUAACGAACGAUGUCUCUGAGAGUUUCCGCUCUGCGUCGGCUCGUGUGCGCGAAACUGUUAACGAUGUAUAAUAAAGUACAGUGCAGUCCGAUGCUGCAAGACAGGGCGAGGGAGAGCGGGAGAAGGAGAGAAAAGGGAAUCUGCGACUAUUCUUCCAAAUAGCGAUACAUUCCAUAGAUAACAAAAAAGAAAGGGAUAGCGAUCUGUGGUUCGUCUAAUCAAAAGUACUGUUUUUAAAAGGCAAGAGAAACGCACGACAGAAAGGAAUAUUAAUGUUAUAAUAUUAAGAGAAGCAGGCAUUGAAUCCCGCGCUUAUAUAUACACGCAUUCGCGAGAGAGCACAUCCUCGAGCCGUUCGCCGAAAAGUUGCGCGCGAAGACUUCCGAUCGGAUUUUAACUGUCGCCUGCCGCCGCGACUCUUCGCUAGGAAUUAGCGAGUCCCGCGCCAAGUGGAGAUUAGGAGAUAAUAAUAUUAAUAAUAAUAAUCGUUUUUUAAAUUUCUCUCAAUCGGGUGGGGUGACACUAUCCUGUAAAAUAUUGGGGCCACAAAACAUAAUCUAAAAAAAAGAGAGAGGAGGGGUGGGAGAAGGAGAGGAAGAGGAAGAUUAGAGGUCUGAUUCUCACGUCAAUACCUUUGUAAAAUCUUUACGAAAAACCGGCGAAAAUUCACCACAUUGCUUUGUCCGUUUUGUACGUUUCACGCGAGCGAGGGAGGAGAGAGAGAAGGGAGGGAGCGACGAGGAGGCCGAACUGCGCAUUGUUAUAGAAGAGAGAGCGAGAGAGAGAGAGAGAGAAAGAGAGAGAGAGAGAAAGAGAGAAAGAGAGAGAGAGAGAGAGCGAGAGAGAGCAUCAGGGACCAACCGAGAGAAACAAAGCGCGCGAUAUCGAUUGUCACAGUGGAUCGUUGUCUCUCUUCUUCGAGCGGAUUCGCGGGGAGGGAAGCAGUGCCUGGCGAAAACAAUUUGAGCCGUUUGUUACCGACUUGUUAGAAAAUUAGCCACGGUGUCAACAUUGUACGCUCGAGGGUUUGCGCAAAGAGGGGAACCCAUGGCACUUAUUAUUACGCAUAGGCCGACAUUAGGUGUACAUCGGUGACGCCGCAUCGUUGAAACGUUGAUCCUCUCUUUUUUUUUCUUCUUUUUUACACUGUCGACAGUCGAUCGUGAGGGAGCACACGAUACAAUCGAGGCGAAGGUUGCGACGUGUUGAUUUCUCGAGGGUGACCUUGGUUGGGACGCAUAUAUAUAUAUUCGUAUUAUUUAUAAAUAUUUAUAAAAGAAACAUUAUAUAUAACACGGGCAUUUCGUAUAUAGAAUAAAUUCCAUGUUGAAUUGUUAUUAAUAAAAAGCGUUGAGUUCCUACAAGAUA